Symbiodinium pilosum is the source of this 693-nucleotide messenger RNA. The record is from the annotation of a GenBank genome assembly. NCBI's taxonomy places the organism in Eukaryota, Dinophyceae, Suessiales, Symbiodiniaceae.
AUGCAGGCAUGCGUGCCUUCAUAUCCCGGCUACCCUCCAGAGACGGACAGGCCUGUGAAACCACUUCUCAGUGUCCAACCUGUCCAUUCAUAUGCCGGGCCACCAGCUGAACAGGCUGUUCCUGGCCAGCACAUCAUCUACGGGCCCACGGUUGGCGCAACAGAUGGACCCAUGCAGGCUGUGCCCACUAUUGUCAUGACUUCGCAGCCGAACCAGCAGAUGCCAGCACAGCCGGUGGUUGCACAGCAGCAUUUGCCUCCUCAGCUGCCGCCACCUAUGCCACAAACCAUGCCCCAGCCCCUGCCCCCCGCCAUGGCACCCCCACCAGCACCGUUGCCCCAUGCGUUGCCUCCGAUGCCACAGACGGGGCCGGCCAUGCACCCGCCAAUGCCGCACCCCUUGGCCCAAACAAUGCCGGCACAGCAGAUGCCGCCGGGAGCGACUUUCCCACAUCACGUGGCAGCACAUUCUACUGCGCCGUCCGCUUACUCCCCCUAUCAGUAUCCGCCGUAUCAGCCGCCACACCACCAGGCCUACGGCCCACCUGUGCUGGAUCCAACCCCGCCGCCACCGAUGCAAUCCCCAAAGCUGGGGCAGGCGGGCUUCCAGGGGUUCAUGAUGCCUCCUCCCAUGGGUUCACCCAGGUUGCCCAUGGACAUCAGACCUCUGUUGGGAAUGCAAGCUGCUGCAUAA